Messenger RNA from Trichosurus vulpecula (common brushtail), 1704 nucleotides. RefSeq names its product scavenger receptor cysteine rich family member with 4 domains (gene SSC4D). Bases 1 to 1704 code for a protein of 567 amino acids. The transcript is spliced from 10 exons. The record is from RefSeq and is a predicted model, not a curated record. Gene Ontology annotation, cellular component: membrane. Lineage: Eukaryota; Metazoa; Chordata; Mammalia; Diprotodontia; Phalangeridae.
AUGAGAAUUGGUCCCUGCCCAGGUCAGACGAGCAGAGGGUGGAGACCAGAAGAAAGGAAUACCAUCUACCCCAUCCUCCUACCUGUCCUGGCCUUUCUCUUCCUGCCAUUGGGCAGUACCCUGCAACCUACUCCAUUACCAUUUCCAGAGGUGAGGCUGGUGGGGGGACCCAGCCGCUGCCAGGGCCGGCUGGAGAUCCUGUACAAUGGUUCCUGGGGGACCGUGUGCGAUGAUGACUGGGACGUGGUAGAUGCCAAUGUAGUCUGCCGCCAGCUGGGCUGCGGGUAUGCCUUGCCCGUGCCCUUGCCCCUUGCCUUUGGCCAGGGCCGGGGCCCCAUCCAACUGGACAACGUGGACUGCAAGGGACAGGAGGCGGCCCUAAGUGAGUGUGGUAGCCAUGGCUGGGGUGUCCAUAACUGCUAUCACUACGAGGAUGUGGCCGUCAUGUGCGAUGAGCUCUUACCAACGCUGGCCAGGAAAGUGUUAACAAGUGGAGCCCCCAUCACCAUCCCUCUGAAAAAUGGCAUAGGUGAUGGCAGCAUCCGCCUGGUGAGAGGUGCCAACCCCUGUCAAGGCCGAGUGGAGAUCCUGCAUGGUGGUACAUGGGGCACUGUGUGUGAUGAUGACUGGGGGCUCCCAGAUGCUACCGUGGUCUGCCGCCAACUGGACUGUGGUAGUGCUGUGGCUUCUAAGACCAAUGCCUACUUUGGUUAUGGCACUGGCCAUAUCUUUCUAGACAACGUCCACUGUGAUGGCCGAGAGCUGCGCCUUGCAGCAUGUCCCAGCCUGGGGUGGGGCAUCCAUAACUGUGGGCACCACGAGGAUGCUGGUGUCAUCUGCUCAGGACGCAGUGUUCCCACUGUUAUGUCCUCACCAUCCCUGGUCACCCCUGAUGACAAGGUCAGGCUCACUGAACCAGCCACAGUAACAGAAGCUGCUGUGGAGCCCACUAGAGAAACCACCAUUCUUACCAUGGCCCCAGGAAAGAAAAGUGGCCGCCUCCGCCUGGUAAGUGGGAAUGGCCCCUGCCAGGGCCGCGUGGAGGUUCUCCAUGAAAGCCGCUGGGGCACGGUGUGUGAUGAUGACUGGGAUUUUGCUGAUGCCCAGGUAGCAUGCCGGGAGGCAGGCUGUGGGCGAGCAGUGGGGGCCACUGUUCUGGCCUACUUUGGCUAUGGGAAAGGCCCUGUCUUGCUGGACAAUGUGGACUGCACAGGCAUGGAGGCCCACCUGGCAGACUGCUUCCAUUUGGGCUGGGGCCAGCACAAUUGUGGACACCAUGAGGAUGCAGGUGCCAUCUGCAGGGGGGUAGAGGAGUCAGGACAGCAGGUCUGGCAAGAUGUUCCUGAGACUACGACAAAGGUGGUAGCCAGCGUACCUCCCCGGGAUGGCCAUCUCCGUUUGGCAAAUGGCAGCCACUGGUGUGAGGGUCGGGUGGAGCUGUAUCUCCUUCGUCAGUGGGGCACCGUUUGUGAUGAUGCCUGGGAUUUGCGGGCUGUGGGUGUGGUGUGCCGCCAGCUGGGCUGUGGGGAAGCCCUGGCAGCCCCCGGAGAGGCUCGGUAUGGCCCAGGCCAGGGCCUCAUCCUCCUGGACAACGUCAAAUGUCGGGGCAGCGAAGCCUCCCUGCUCCAAUGCUCUCACAUCCGAUGGAAUGCACACAACUGUGACCAUGCUGAGGAUGCUGGGGCCCAGUGCCAGCCACGGUGA